GCCUGCGGUCUAGCGCUGUCCGAGCGGCGUGAACCGUUAGCCGCGACCUCGGUCGGGGUCGGGGAGUUGUUGAACGCUGCCGUGCAGUCGGGUGCGCGUCGAUGCGUCGUUGGUCUGGGCGGCAGUGCUACCAACGAUGCGGGAGCGGGAUUCCUGCACGCGCUCGGAGCGACUGGCGAUCGCCCGUUAGACCGCGGUCCUGCUGCGUUCGACGGCAUAACGACCUGCGAUCUAACAGCUGUACGACAACGGCUUAACGGCGUUGAGCUCACGAUCGCCAGUGAUGUGGAGUCGGUGUUGCUGGGUAUGUUCGGGGCAUCGAAAACAUUCGGUCUGCAGAAGGGCCUGAGUGAUGACGAGAUCAUUCGCGUCGACGCGAUCUUGGAUAACUUUGUCAAUGCCGUGUGCGGACGUACACCGUCGCAGCGUGCUGUCGCCGAUGCGCGUGGAGCUGGUGCGGCUGGGGGACUGGGCUUUGCGAUGCUGGCGCUGGGAGCACAGUUCACGUCUGGAAUCGACUUGAUUGCCGAAGCCACCGGACUGGUGGAGGCAAUGGCGGUCGCCGAUCUGGUGGUCACCGGUGAAGGUAAAUACGACUUCAGUUCGCGGGCCGGCAAGGUGGUUUACGGGGUGGCCCGGAAUGCGGCGAGCGUGGCUCGUCCGUGCAUCGUACUGGCCGGCAAGGUGGACGUGGGAGCACGUGAAAUGCGUGCGAUGGGAGUUCAGAGCGCGUACUCGAUGACCGACAUUGUCGGUGAGGAUGCGUCGGUGACGGCAGCGGCCGACUCGCUGAGGCGGCUCGCGGCGCGGGUUGCGCGAACGUGGUCGCGAUAG
Messenger RNA from Cyphomyrmex costatus, 834 nucleotides. RefSeq names its product glycerate 2-kinase-like. The annotation marks the transcript as partial. The record is from RefSeq and is a predicted model, not a curated record. The transcript has a single exon. Gene Ontology annotation, molecular function: glycerate kinase activity. NCBI's taxonomy places the organism in Eukaryota, Metazoa, Arthropoda, Insecta, Hymenoptera, Formicidae.